AGCCCUUUUGACUUGUGAUGUGAUUCACUAGACUCCGAAAUAAAAAGAAACAGUCCAUUGUAAGUGAAAUUCGAUUCAUAGCAGGUGCCUUCUUUCUUUUUGAUGUUUCAGGGGCAUCAUGCCUCCCAAAAAGGCCUCGAUCCGCGCGGAAUUGCCCAAAGAUCCCGAAGACCAGGUCACCUUUAAAAAGAUCACGCUCUAUACCUUUGUGGCCAUGAUCAUGGUCUUGUAUGUGGUGUUCCUCCAAUCUCCAACCCAAUUCGAACAAUACUCACAAGAGUACACGUUCCUACAACCGGUCAAUACGUUCUUUAAAGCGGUCGAAAAGUUCUCUCCCUUUCACGAGUUCCUCGCUGAUGAUAUGGUCAUGGAUGGAACAGCAAAGGCCCCUGAAUACCCGGGAUCAGGAUCCAUCCCUCAUGAAAGUGGUCAGCGGUUAUUCACGCGAGAUGAGCUCAAACGUUACGAUGGAAGUGAGGGCAGUCCGGGUUUAUAUCUAGCCAUGGUGGGUCAAGUCUUUGAUGUCUCUAAAGGCAAGGAUUACUACGGACCUGGUGGGGGAUAUAGCUUCUUCACCGCCACCGACGGGUCUCGAGCUUUUGUUACGGGUCAAUUUGAUGCCGAUGGCCUCGUGGAUGACGUGUCCGGUCUCUCUGGCCAGGAUUAUCUCGGACUUCAAGAAUGGACCGAGUUCUAUCAUAAGGACUACACGUUUGUGGGCAAGUUGAUAGGGCGUUUCUACUCUGACAAUGGGGAGGAAACCGUUGAACUGAAGGAUUUCCAGGACAACGUGGCCAAGGCCAGAGCGGCCAAGGCCCAGCAUGACAUUGAAAAAUUGACAUACCCACCUUGCAAUACGGAAUGGAGCCAGAAGAAAGGUCACCGAGUUUGGUGUACCGCCAAAACAGGUGGGACUGAUCGAGGAUGGGUGGGUAAGCCCAGGAAACUGUAUCUACCUGGUAAGAGCGAGCGAUGCGCGUGUAUGAAGGACUUUGGACCGCCCUCCACCGAUCCCAGUGCCCUCACGGACUUUGGCGACUUAAAGAGCCCGCAUGUCAAGCAAUAUGAAGGCUGUGAUCCGCUCGCUGUUUCGUGUCAAUUAGCUCCACCCUCGAAGGACAAGGAUGAACUUUGAGGCUGAUUCAUAUGUUUGUUCUUACCGGUCCGUCCCUCUCCCGGUGUUGACCAUCAGGAUUUCGAUUUCCCUCCUUUUCAUAACAUUUCACAAAAAUAUUCUAAGUGAUGAUACUUCUGCACAUUCCACAACAAUCAUCAGAUACUCGCAAUAAAGGAGAUUUAAGCCUACAA
Tigriopus californicus is the source of this 1308-nucleotide messenger RNA. Its product is annotated as neuferricin-like. NCBI's taxonomy places the organism in Eukaryota, Metazoa, Arthropoda, Copepoda, Harpacticoida, Harpacticidae. Bases 119 to 1135 code for a protein of 338 amino acids. The record is from RefSeq and is a predicted model, not a curated record. Gene Ontology annotation, cellular component: endomembrane system; membrane. The transcript has a single exon.